Molecule: messenger RNA, 2019 nt
Organism: Echinostoma caproni
Lineage: Eukaryota; Metazoa; Platyhelminthes; Trematoda; Plagiorchiida; Echinostomatidae
Source: the annotation of a GenBank genome assembly
AUGAGCGAACGUGGUCCCAUAUCCGAUUCUCUCAGUCUCACAUAUGACACGUGGCUAUUUGUCAUCGUCAUUAUCACUCUGUUCCUGUUGAUUGUGAUUACGAUUGUGGGCAAUGGACUCGUGUUUGCCGCGUUGAUCCGUUUCACCCGGCUACGUUCUAUGUCCAAUGUACUGAUCGGAAAUUUGGCCCUCAGUGAUUUCCUCCUCGCGCUCACCAUCCUGCCCUUGUCCGCGGUGAACGAUGCGACCGGGCAUUGGCUAUUCGGUGCUUGUCUGUGCGAUAUUUGGCUUGCUGUGGAUGUGUUCUACUGUACCGCAUCGAUUUGGAGUCUGGUUGCGAUUGCAUUCGAUCGGUUCACAGCCACCACAUUUCCAAUCUGGUACCGGAGUAAUCAGAAUCAGAAACGAGUGCUAGUCUAUAUUGUGAUCGUUUGGAUUCUAUCCGGUUUGAUUUGUUUACCUGGCCUAUUGGGAUGGGGAAGCAAGGAGAUUGAUGAGAAAUUGUUCACCCCAUCAAACGGGACACACUAUCCCAAUCGAACAGUGAAACCAUCGACUAAAACACAUGUGUACGAUCCACAAACGGGACGAUACGAUUGUGUUCUAUUCACCGAGCCGCAUUAUGUGGUCUACUCGGCAAUGGGCUCGUUUAUCAUCCCCCUAAUUAUUAUGAUUGGAUUGUAUUUGAAAAUAUUUAUCGUGCUUCGAGCUCGUGGACGUUUGUUACGUCAGAAUCAUCGGGCUCGUGUGCGAUCGGUUCAGGACACAACAGUGAAAUCGGACGCUGAGUCGAGUUGUCUGUGUGCAAGCCAGUUUCCGAACGAAGUAACUCAUGGCCUGAGCGAGCCGGUGAACGGUGGUGCAAGAUUUGAAUGUUAUGAUUCGAUGGUGAAUCGCAUCGAACUCGGUCAAUCUGGUCCAACGUCAGCAGCAGUGGCCGCGGCGGCAGCCACACCACCACCACCAACAAAAACAACUGCAAAAACAACAGAAACAAUCCAUUCCAGCUUUGUUCCAAGAAUCAGCACAUCAACUCAGAUGGAGUCUUCGGUUGUACGGAUAGAUGCAUCUCCGCUCAGUAGAGAUUCGUCAGAACAAAUCAGCGAACACAGUACGUACGAUCCAUGGAUUCAUAGUUCGAAUGCCAAUUCCGGUCGAAAUCGUAUCAACUCAUGCCCACCAGAUCCCGGAGAGAGAGUACCGCGUUUGGCUAUCUGUCCACCCAGUCCGUUGGUCGGCCUAGAUGUGGACUCGACCAGUCACGAGGAUGCAGACAACGAGGAUGCAGACAACGAGGAAGAAAAUGGUUUGCCGAGCGAAAUGAAUUUCAUGCUACCCGGACACACUGGUGGGGUAUAUCAUUCACACAAUAUCAGUGGAUCGGAACAAGUUUUUUCGAAUGGACGAACCGCUAAAGAGAGCACAACACGUGUGGAAACCGCGUCGCACAUGCGAACCAGACUGUCCUUAUCCAUAGUGCGAUUAACCAGCCCCCGCAAGCCACAUUAUUCUGAACCAAUCAACGGUCAUCAUGCUACUGGACCGCACAAGAUUAAUCGAACCCUGACCAAAGACCAUGGCCAGGAUAAAUUGAUCAAUUCAACCGGAUACGUUGAAUCGUCUGUGCUAUCCGAGAUACGGGGACAAUCGGACACACAGGUGAUGCUAAGCCAAUGUCCGAGUGGUGGAGGAGGAAGUACAAACAAUCGUGAGCGUGAACUGGCACGCGCGGAUUAUCGGGAACGACGGGCAACAAAACGCAUGGGUCUCAUUAUUUUCAUAUUCAUUCUGUGCUGGAUUCCAUUCACACUGAUGUAUCUGGUUCGUGGACUGUGCGGAGAGGAGAACUGUCCGGACAUGCCGCAUCUACGCAUGUUUGUCACGUGGUUAGGUUAUGCGAACAGUGCAUUGAAUCCGAUUUUGUAUGCUGUAUUCAAUGAGCAAUUUCGUCGGGCGUUUAUUACUUUGCUUCGAUGUGAUUCCGGUCCGAAAUCGUCCAUUCGGUCAAACAGUCAUUGA